Messenger RNA from Saccostrea cuccullata (small rock oyster), 435 nucleotides. RefSeq lists its product as uncharacterized. The transcript is spliced from 3 exons. The record is from RefSeq and is a predicted model, not a curated record. The coding region runs from base 1 to 435 and encodes 144 amino acids. NCBI's taxonomy places the organism in Eukaryota, Metazoa, Mollusca, Bivalvia, Ostreida, Ostreidae.
AUGAAAAUUUAUUUGAAGGUUCUGUUGUUUUUGGUUCUGGUUACAGACUUCAUAAGGUGCCGUUCUCAAGACGGAGUAGAGGCGUUGGUAGAAAAUGCAUACGUUUCCUGUUCGCCCAAUGAUACCUGUACAAUAGAAUGCUAUCGGGGAUACAUUUUCUCUAGUGGAGAGAGGAAAACAAUUUUCCAAUGUUUAAAUAACAGCUGGUCUCCAUCUCUGAUGGCUUGUAAACGUAUACCUAUUGUAUCUAUGGAGUACUACACCGUCUGGAGUCUUGACGUUCAACCAUCGGAAUGCAACAAUAUUUCACAGCGUUUAGAGAACCCAAAACGUACACUUGAAGACAAUUUCAGCAAUAUCUGCAAAUACUUAAAUGUUGAUGUGAAUGUGACUUUUAAACAUUCUUCUAGGGCGUUUGAGGUAAUGAUUGAUUGA